CAAUGAUUCUUUUGAGAAUCGGAGACCUCACUCACUGUUGAGUUUCCCAGCUGACAGGUUAACCACGCGGUCAGAGACUUGACAAUGGAUAUCGAUGAAGAUAUAGGUAUGUACAUGCAUUUAAAUGAUUGAUUGUUGUUGGGUGAUCAGCAUUUAGAAACGUUUUGAAUGAGUUUUGAUCUUUUAGCGCGUUUGACAAUUCCAACAAAUUAUUCUUAAGCAUUUUACAGUGUUUGUUUACUAAUCAAGAAAUGCAUGUGGACGUUGUAUAGGUGAUUCUUCACCAUCAGAGACUCCAGCCACUAAAAUGUCCAGACAACAGAUAUUAACACUUAUUGCAAUGGCCUCCAUAAACUUCAGUUCAAUGAUCUGUUAUUCCAUUCUGGGACCAUUUUUCCCAAAUGAGGCAAAGAAGAAAGGUGUCAGUCAAGCUAUGAUUGGUUUAAUAUUCGGAAUCUAUGCAUUAUGUACUUUAGUGGGCUCAUUGUUACUCGGUAAAUAUAUUGUCCAGAUAGGAGCCAAGUUUAUGAUCGUGGCAGGGUUGUUCGUAUCGAGUGGAUCCACUGUUCUCUUCGGGUUUCUUGACCGAGUGUCUGAUGGGACGGUUUUCAUCGUGCUCUGUUUUAUCACACGGUGCAUAAAUGCAAUUGGCUUUUCUGCCGCCGUUACAUCGUCUUUUGCAGUUUUAGCAAAAGUUUUCCCCGACAACAUAGCGACUGUUUUGGGCUUCAUGGAGAUUUUUACAGGUCUUGGGCUGAUAUUGGGGCCUCCAUUGGGCGGCUGGCUCUAUCAGUCAUUUGGAUACGAAAUCCCAUUCGUUUUCACCGGAUGUCUUCUGUUUGUGACAGUGCCUCUCAAUUUGUGGAUUUUACCAAGCUUUGACGCUGUUCCUUCUUCCCAGAAUUCCUUCCUCAGAUUAUGUACCAGACUAAAGAUCCUUCUCAUCUGCUUCGUGGUGUUCACUUUGAGUUCAGGACUUGGCUUCCUGGAUGCAACACUGUCCAUAUUUGCCAUAGAAAAGCUUAAUCUCAGUGCCGGUUCAGUGGGGCUGCUCAUGAUUGGUCUGUCACUGCCGUAUGGGGCGGCAUCACCCGUCUUCGGUGUGAUCAGUGAUAAAUAUCCUUCGAUUAGGAAAUGGAUGAUGGUGAUUGGAGGAAUGGCCACAGCGGUGAGCUUUUGUUUCCUCGGCCCACUUCCUGUUUUCCAUAUUAGGAGUCAGCUCUGGCUGACCGUCCUCAUGCUGAUCGUGGUGGGCUUCUCUCUCUGUAUGACCUGUAUCCCCACCUUUGCUGAGAUGAUCGCUUGUGCACAUGAAAAUGGCUUUGAGGAGGGCUUGAGUACGCUGGGAUUGGUGUCAGGCUUGUUCUCAGCAGUAUGGUCUGCUGGGAUGUUCUUUGGGCCGACUUUUGGAGGAUACAUCACACAAGCACUCGACUUCGAAUGGAGCGCAGGAGUUCAAGGUGCACUCACCUUUCUCGCUGCCUUACUACAAGUCAUAUAUAUCACAAUAGAGGACAUACAAAAGAAGUCACAAAAGGCUAGCACAUCAUUAUUGCAAGGAGAAAAAUCCCCUCUUCUCCCCAAGACAGAUCCUCUCAGGGUUGAUGUCAGCUGAAAUAAGCCACUGCAAGCUUUUUAAUGGGAGAACAAUGUAAUCAUAUUGCUGAUGAAUACUGGUGAUGUGGGAUAUGAUUGACAGAUGACAAAUGAAAAACGCGGAGGAGGUCAGUUUACAGUUUUCCUCAGUCGCUUUGGUACAUUUCUCGAAAUCAAACUCACAAUUUGUAAAACAGUAAGUGCAUUUCUCAAAACAAUUUGUAAAAACAUCAAAACACCUUGCAACCUGCAAAAGCCACUCUCUUACUCAAAAUCCUUAGUUCAUCUCUCAAAAGUAAAUAUCUUUGUCAAUGAAU
Molecule: messenger RNA, 1913 nt
Organism: Carassius auratus (goldfish)
Lineage: Eukaryota; Metazoa; Chordata; Actinopteri; Cypriniformes; Cyprinidae
Product: MFS-type transporter SLC18B1-like
Exons: 13
Coding region: 308-1615 (435 amino acids)
Biological process (GO): transmembrane transport
Molecular function (GO): transmembrane transporter activity
Source: RefSeq, a predicted model, not a curated record